UGGAUGGGAAAUCAAAAGACAAUUUAAAAAGCAGACUAGAUUUGGUGGAAAUGGGUAUUCGUCGAGAGCUUCAUCCUGAAUAUCUUUCCAAUGGAAAUACAAGACUACCACCGGCAUCCUUUUCCAUGUCCAAUGCUGAAAAAGAUCUCUUUUGUCAUGUACUGAGGAAUAUAAAAGUCCCAAAUGCAUACUCUUCAAAUAUUUCCAAAGCUGUGAAUGAGAAAGAACGAAAACUUCAAGGGUUAAAAUCUCAUGACUAUCAUAUAUUACUACAUGAUUUGCUUCCAAUUGCUUUGCGAUCAUCCAUGUCCAAACAAGUGACUCUUGCCAUUUCAGAACUUUCAAAUAUUUUCAAAAUCCUUUGUGGUAAGGUACUUAAUGUGGAAGCCAUUGACAAGCUUCAGGAUCGAGCAGCAAUAGCUUUAUGCCACUUAGAAAGGAUUUUUCCACCUUCAUUCUUCACUAUAAUGGUGCACCUAGUUAUACAUCUUCCAUUGGAGGCCAAGCUUGGCGGUCCUGUUUAUUACCGAUGGAUGUAUCCAAUCGAACGGUUUUUGCUUAAGUUAAAAAAUUAUGUCCGAAAUAAGAGAUUUCAGCAAGGGUCUAUUGCGUAA
This is a messenger RNA of Dioscorea cayenensis subsp. rotundata (Guinea yam), 614 nucleotides long. RefSeq lists its product as uncharacterized. The transcript is spliced from 2 exons. The record is from RefSeq and is a predicted model, not a curated record. Lineage: Eukaryota; Viridiplantae; Streptophyta; Magnoliopsida; Dioscoreales; Dioscoreaceae. The coding region runs from base 51 to 614 and encodes 187 amino acids.